GGAGCCGUGUCUCGGUGCUGCAGCUCUCCUGAGGGCCGGCAGUGGCCGGCGGCCGCGGCCGAGCCAGGCCAUGGGCCGGCGCUUGUGACGGGGUCCCUGGCCCUCCACCAGCAGCGGGGCCGACAUGUGCCCGUGACCAUGGAGAUGAAGGACUCGGGCAGCGUGGUGCUGACAGCCUACCAUCCCCACAGCCCGGCCAGGAUCCCGGGCAUGGAGCAGAGCUUUGUACAGGACCUCCCCCCCAGCCAUUCGCCCGGCGGCAGAAAGUCUCUCUCUCGUUGUCGAAGAAUUAAUAGGAUGCUUUCCAACGAGUCAGUACCUCCUGCCUUCAGUCGCUCCAAUUCGCAGGCCUCCAUGGACAGCACUUCCAUGGAGGACUUCUGGUGUGAAGUAGAGAGUAUCAAGGAGAGCAGAGAAGAUGGAUCUGAAGAAGCAAUCCUCUUGGAGUUCAAACCUGCUGAUGAAGGAGAACUGGAGGCAGAAUGGCUGCAAGACGUAGGUUUAUCCACAUUGAUCUCAGGAGCUGAAGAGGAGGAUGGCCAAGCCCUGCUGUCCACUCUGACCAGAACUCAAGCUGCUGCUGUGCAGAAGAGGUACAACACCUACACUCAGACCCUGAGGAAGAAGAACAAGCACACAGUCCGGGAUGUGCGAGACAUCUUUGGCACCAGUGACUCUUCUCCCACAUUUGAGACAGUUCCAGUGUCACCAGUAUCUUCUAAUGGUAUCCAGCUUCCUGGGCAGAAGCCAGUUUGGAAAUCAGUUAGCUCUAAGAGCUGUCUAGACUGUGGAAUAGAUAAAGGCAGCCCAUCCAUAACAGAAGAGCUCUCCUAUGAUGUCUCUUUCUCAGAAUCCAUUACAGUCCUUCCAAAAACCCAAGAGUGGCCGAAAAACCAGAGGUUCAAAAAGGAAGACUCGGCUUUGCCAAAAUUCAUUGUUCGGAAAAGCCGUUUUGGACUGACGGAGGUUGGGGACCUCUCUCCUGAAGACAUGAAGAAGAUCCGCUACCUCUCCCUGAUCGAGCUCACGGCCUUCUACGACGCGCUGGGAGUGGAACUGAAGAGGAACCGCGUGGAGAGGGUGCGGGGACGAGAGAAUGGUCUUUUUGGAGUCCCUCUCACUGUGCUGCUGGAGAAUGAUCAGAAGAAGGUUCCUGGAAUAAAAGUACCCCUUAUCUUCCAAAAACUGCUGCUCAAGCUUGAAGAAACAGGUUUGGAAACUGAAGGAAUUCUACGGGUUCCUGGAUCUGCCUCCAGAGUCAAGAAUCUCCAUCAAGAACUUGAGGCAAAAUUUUAUGAAGACACUUUUGACUGGGACCAAGUACGAAAUAACGAUGCAGCGGGUCUGCUGAAAAUGUUUAUUAGAGAACUCCCAAGCCCACUCUUCACAGUAGAAUAUCUGCCUGCAUUCAUCACGCUAGUAGAAAAAAUCUCCAAGAUCAAGUUACAACUACAAGCUUUGCAUCUGUUGAUCAUGCUGAUGCCUGAAGCCAACAGAGACACAGCCAAGGCCUUUCUUCAGUUCCUGAAGAAGGUGGUUGCUAAUGAAGGGAAAAACAAGAUGAAUUUGUGGAACGUGUCUAUGAUUGUUGCACCAAACCUCUUCAUCUACAAAGGGAAACGUGCGAACCAACAAGAAAUGCAAGCAGCCGCCACCACCGCGCACAUUGUGAGGCUUCUAAUCCGGUACCAGGACAUCCUAUGGACAGUCCCAUCCUUCCUGAUUUCCCAAGUGAGAAAAAUGAAUGAGGCAGCAAUGAACAACAGCAAGAGACAGCUGAUGUUUGACAAAGGAGUGAGAAAACUUCUGAGGAGAAAGACCAUGGAACGGGAGAGACCUGAAAGACCAGAGGGAGCUGUCACUUUUCCUCCAUACUUGCAGUCUGACAUACCUGAGGGGGUGAUAAGAGUUUAUGCUCCACUGCAUUCGAAAGUCUCUAUGGCAAUUCAACUCAACAGCCAAACAAAGGCCAAAGACAUCCUGGCUCGAUUCCAUUGUGAAAACAGCCGUGGAUCAUCACAGAACAUGAGAGGCCAGAUCCAAAGUUUACAUGAAAUUGGAGGAAAUAUAGGUCAGCACUGUUUGGAUCCAGAUGCGUUCAUGCUAGAUGUCUACCGUGCAAAUCCUCAGGCAGAAUGGGUGAUAAAACCAAAAGCCAGCUGAAGCAGAAGGUAGCAGUAUACUGGACGAAAACCAAAUGGACAAGAGUGAUGCCUGUCAUUUUAAGCAGCUCUGGCAGAGACAAAACAAUAUGGUCCUACAGGACAUCAUUCCUUCCUACUGUUCUGUCCAACUGAUGGUCAGCACAUAGUACUUCUGGUAUUCCAGCUUCCAAACCAUUGGAAAAAUACCACAUUAGUUAUGCUUUUUUAUGGAUUACACUUGUGCCAGUUGGCCCAGGAGGUGAGGAGGGCAGACCAAGGUACGGUGCUCGUUUCCUGACCUGGUGUUGGAACAAUUUUUGGAAAUAAUGCAGUGGCAUCAGAUGAAUGAAACACUACUGACCACAGCAUAACACAGAAGCGUGCCAGAGACGUUGGAGAAGGGAAGGUGUCUGUCAGGCACGGAAGGUGGGAGCUCAACAUGCAGCAGUGCCAAGACAGCUGUGUGAAAACCAAACAUUUCUCCUGAAAGUAAACCCAUACAGUGUGUGUUACUGCAAUACUUGUGUCUCCCAGUAACUCCUCAUGAGUACCUGGUACUGGGAGGGAGGCAGGAGGAGGAACUGUAAACAGCUGUACUGCUCAGUGUAAAUACCACUGUAUAUCUCAUGACCAAGUCUUCCAAAAUCAUGUUUGGAUCCCUCAGCUGUGUGCACUUGUAAUGCCACAAACUACAGCCCCCUCCCUUCCUGUCACACACAUUUUCAGGAGACAAAGGCUAGGUGAGAAGGAGCAUAUGCCCCUAGCUCUGCCUGUUACUUGAUACUCUCAGAAUUAAAUCUGUGUAAAUGCCAGACUAUGAGAUGUGCUAAUGGUGCCACUUACAGUCAUCACCUUUUUUGUUAAACAUUAUGGUUUCUGAUUUAUGGUAACCUAAUUCUUUUUAUUUUGUUUAUUUUAGCUUUAAUAUGUAAGCAAUUUUUAUACUCUUCAGCUCCAUCAACAAAUGAGAUCUUUGUUCAGGUCUUGUAUAAUACAGCAUGGAAAAGAAAUAGUGCUUCCAAUGAGAAAAGGGAUUUAAUAAUUUACACAUUAGGUCUUCAAAACCAUAGCCAAUCUAGGUCCAGUUGUGCUGGGGGUUUUACAGAUACAUAGCAAAUUACAGCUGGCAUGCAGUCUAAGCAAACACACAGGCUGACAGGAGAAUAGUGGGCUGCAACUGCAUUGAGAAUGUCAGAUAGGACAUCUGUUUUGGAGCUAGCCACAAGAGCAAGCGAUGUUCUUCACUCAGUCACCUCACUUCGGGCUGUGCUGAACUAAAAGAGGUUUGUUGAGUAGGGAAAUCACAAAUCUCUGGAAAAGAGCAAGUAUUUUUUUCAUCUCUGUCAUGCAAUGAGUGGGAACCAAUGCCUUCAACUGCACUACAGUGUCCCCAUCAUUAGAUGAUGUUGCAUAAUGAAACCACCUCCAGCCUUAGCAAUUUUCGUUCCUGAACUGGACGCAGGGAUGAGGCAGAAGCUCUGUUUAUUACAUAGCAAUUUAAAAGCACUCCAAACCAAGUCCUCUAGGUGAACAUAAAGUCUGCUGGCCUGCAGAGAAGGCCUCUUAACUUGUGAUGCUCUGCUGAAGCUGUGCAAUGAGGAUUUGAACCAGAAGCAGAGCUUCUAAAAUGUGUCAAGUUAAAUGUGUUCUCCAAUAGUUAACUUUCAUUGCUAGUAGUCAGUAAAAGAAAUCGACAUUGAAUCAGUAACUUUACCAGCAACAGUAAUGUCUGCAGAGGGCAGAUCCUGUCUUCUUAUCUUCUUGAUAAAAAAUGAACAAUAUUUUCUUUAAAAAGAAAAAAAGUCCCAUUUUUAACUUUCUGCUUGUUUUGGCAGGGUUUGUGGUUUUUGUUUUUGGUUUUUUUGGUUUUUGUGGGGGUUUUUUGUUUUUGUUUUUUUUUUUUUUUUUUAAUUGAGUUUUUUUCUGUGUUUGGUUGGCUUUUUUGUUUUCUUUCAUUUUUCCUUUUUCUUCUUAACACUAAAGGAGAUAUAGUUGCAGCCGGGAAAAAAAAAAGGACAGUCAUAUUAUAAAAUACACUCCUUAUUUUGACAACUAUUUAUUUUAAAUAUACAAGAGAUAGUAGAUCUGUGGCUUGUUUAUAGGACUAAGCAUAAACAUUUUGUCAUGUGCUUUGCUCCCAAUACCCUUCAGUUCCCUCUGUGGCAAUGGACAGCUCACUCUGCUUAUGCUGCCCUUGUCUGUCAGCUGUAAAGCAGGACUAGUACUUUCCCUAUAAAGGCAACAUGAGAAUUAGUUGAGUUUAAUUCUACUCUCAGUUGUAGCCAAACAAUUCCCUGAGCAGAUCAGGAGUCAUAAACAUCCAUCUGGGAAGAACAAACUCAGCGAAAGCUUUUUAUGUGGAAAGUGCUUUGAAUACAAAGAGAAUCAUAUAAAUGCUAAGCAUCACUGUAUCUAUAGCCAACUAAAAGGCAUUCUGUGACUAUACAGAAAGCCUAAACAUUAAAAAAUAAUUUGAAAUGUCAUAGCAAAUGGGCUAACUUUCUACAGUACUUUCAGACAAAUACAUUGACCUCCUCCAUCUUCCCCACUCACUUCACUUUGUGCUCUCAAUGGCUGUUCAAGGGAAAGGACAGAGCACAGCCCCGUGCUCAUGCUGCAACUUGCUCAGCAUGAUCUUGACCUCAUCAAUGUUAUUUCUGAAAUAGAUCUCCCUGCAUUCUGUACAGAAAACAAGGGGGGUUUGGAAGACUUUUACCACUUCACAACUUAGGAAAGUCAAAUACAGUGUAAUAAAAUCCACCCUGCAAGCUCUUGCUUUAUGCAAAAACUGCCUGUAACUUAAUAAGACAUGCAUAUUAGCAGAUGACUUAGAUUCUACACAGAGUGGCCAAAUACCUCCUGUCUCUGAAAGAGAACGUCAGAAUUCUCUUUUGAUACAAAUGGCCCUAAUGACCCAUGUGUAGUGGUUAAUACUGUUCCACAUUAAAUUGUUUUGUAUUGUUUUGGUACACUAACUUGAUUUAAUAUGCAGCAGACAAAUGGAACAAGCUCAAUGGCAUUUUGAAAUAGAAAGUCUCAACUUUAGGUCAUAUAUUUCAAGAUGCUGGUGAAGGCAUGAUGAAUUUUAUUCCUCCUAACAGAAGCUGAAGGCAAGACUAAGUUGCAAGACAAUUGACACCUAACAAAAAGUAACAAAUGUGGAAAGCUAUUAGCAAGAAAGUGGUAGCAAGCAGGGAUAAAAUUACUGAAAUUCCAAAGAUGCCUCAAGCAUUUACAUACUCCACGGGUCUACAAGGACAGCAUUUUGCAUAUCAACACAUUAGAGAGAGUGUAAAAGCAGGUGUUGCAAAACAGACUGGAAUGCUUUAACCUGUAUAUGCAGCAGGUGUCAUUAGAAAGUGUGUGCGAAUGUGUCUGUGUCCAUGUGUAAUAUUAACUACCUCACUCUGAAUUUUCCAGGAAAAAUAUUUUGGCUUAGACAUUUACUACUUAAUCUAUUAUCAAUUUCACAUUAACAUUGACAAAGUAUUUCUUUUUGUAUGAGGCAAGGUUUGAAAUUACAAAAAACACAAAAAUCUAGUAAAAUACUUAUUUCAGGAUAUGGAUUAAAUUUUAUCCAAACCAUGUUGCCUAAAUUAUGCUUGUAAUGUGAACCUUGUGAGAUCAGAUGUUGGGGUUAAUAGACAAUGAAUACAAACACAUGGUGUUUCAGUUUUAUUUUUCAAUGGGUUUCUAUAAAUGUGUGUCUUCUCUGGAAAAUAAUACAAUGCCACUAAUCAAAGUGAAGUGUUUGUAUGUAUGUUUCCCUUACACUCCUCAUUAUGUUUUGUGUUUUGUUGAAGUACGCCAACACGUAAGUGUAUUUGUACAGCAGAGUGUGUCCACUGUAUUGUAUCCAUGUCAAAAAUAAAAACAAUACAACAAAGCCAGCUCUUCAAGUCUAAACACCUGUAUUUUGGAUAGAAG
Messenger RNA from Hirundo rustica (Barn swallow), 6071 nucleotides. It is a transcript of the gene ARHGAP28, whose product is annotated as Rho GTPase activating protein 28. Gene Ontology annotation, cellular component: cytoplasm. The transcript is spliced from 15 exons. The record is from RefSeq and is a predicted model, not a curated record. Gene Ontology annotation, molecular function: GTPase activator activity. NCBI's taxonomy places the organism in Eukaryota, Metazoa, Chordata, Aves, Passeriformes, Hirundinidae. Gene Ontology annotation, biological process: regulation of actin filament polymerization; negative regulation of stress fiber assembly; regulation of small GTPase mediated signal transduction. The coding region runs from base 139 to 2163 and encodes 674 amino acids.